AAUAACGAAUAUACUAAUAUCGUGCCAACGAGGACAUGUCGACACUGCAAUACUUUCUCUCUUUCUUGGUUUCAUUUUCGAGCAUUCUGAUCCCAAAUAUUUGCCAUGAAUUAGAUCACCGAUUGCCCAAAAAUCAUGUUGCCUUUUUCAUCUUUGGAGAUUCACUCUUUGAUGCUGGAAUGAAUAACUACAUCAACACCACUGCCGACUUUCAAGCAAAUUUCUGGCCUUACGGGGAAACUUUCUUCAACUACCCCACCGGCAGGUUUUCCGACGGGCGUUUAAUGCCGGAUUUUAUUGCUGAGUAUGCAAAAUUACCACUGAUUCCAACAUAUCUUCCAUAUAAGAAUCGGCCAUUUGUUUAUGGGGCCAACUUUGCAUCCGGAGGAGCUGGUGCUCUAGUUGAAAGUCAUCAAGGAUAUGUUGUAGACCUUGAAACUCAGCUGAGUUAUUUCAGUACUGUGGAGAAGAGGUUGAAAAAGAAACUAGGUGAUGCAGAAGCCAAAACAUUGCUAUCCAAAUCUGUAUAUUUGUUUAGUGUUGGAGGCAAUGACUACCUUGUUCUUUUCGACUCAAACUCAACUUACAAAUAUGUGCUUAAAUCGUACAAAUCAAAGAAAGAAUAUGUAGGAAUGGUGAUUGGCAACCUCACAAGUGCUAUCAAAGAAAUAUAUAUGCAAGGAGGAAGGAAAUUUGCUUUUGUCAAUAUGUUGCCUUUAGGUUGUCUUCCAGGAGUGAAGAUACUUGUACCAGGGAACUCAGGAUCUUGCCUGGAGGCUGCUUUAGAGAUGGCAAGAUUACACAAUAAAGAACUUCAUAAAGCCCUCAAGGACCUAAAAAGCCAACUAGAUGGAUUCAAAUAUGCGAAUCACGAUUUGUACAAAUCUUUAGGUGAAAGAAUCAACAACCCUUCAGGAUAUGGAUUGAAAAAGGCCACAGCAUGUUGUGGAAUUGGUCCCGGAAGAGGAAACAAUACCUGUGGGGGUAAGAGAGCAAAUAAAGUGUAUCAAUUAUGUGAGGAUCCUGGUGAUUAUUUGUUCUUUGACUCUCUUCAUCCCUGUGAGAAGGCCAACCGACAAACAGCAGAAUUAUUGUGGAGUGGAAUUCCAGCUGUCACAGGGGCUUAUAAUCUUAAGCAAUUAUUUGAGCUUACAUAGCUCAAUUAAUGUAGUUUUCAAGAAGUAGGUAGGUUCAUGAAUAUUGAAUAAGGUCCGUAGAUCAUUGGAUAAGGAUUGUAAUAAGCUAAUUGUAUAAUUUGAACAUUAUCAGCAAUAAGGUCAGCACUGACUUGUUGAUGAUGAAGGGAUUUAAUUUUAAAAUAAUAACACAGUUUGAUGCCCAAAA
This is a messenger RNA of Mangifera indica (mango), 1344 nucleotides long. RefSeq names its product GDSL esterase/lipase 1-like. The record is from RefSeq and is a predicted model, not a curated record. The coding region runs from base 36 to 1157 and encodes 373 amino acids. Gene Ontology annotation, molecular function: lipase activity. Gene Ontology annotation, biological process: lipid metabolic process. The transcript has 6 exons. NCBI's taxonomy places the organism in Eukaryota, Viridiplantae, Streptophyta, Magnoliopsida, Sapindales, Anacardiaceae.